UUUUCUAAAAUCCAAACACAGCCUUAAACUGUUUCACAGGUCUGGACUCCGAGCCGCAGAGAGAGAGAGAGAGAGAAGCAGAAGAACGCUACCGGUGGUCACCGUACCUCCGGUCACUUUCUCCGAAGAUAAUUCCGUCGCCGGAGACUUCAAAUCCUGGUCAAAUGGCGAUGUACAUUCGUGUCAAGCGUAGCAAGACUACCUACUUUCUGCAGUGUGAUCCAACGGAGACAAUUCUUGACAUUAAGCAGAAGUUGCACCCCCUUAUUGAUCAACCUGCUAAUGAUCAGCGCUUGACUCUUGUGGAAACCGGUGAAGUGUUAGAUGAUUCAAAAACGUUGGCAGAUCAGAAGGUUGAGAAUGAUGCUGUGGUCGCUCUGACCCUGAGAAAAGAUGACAAUGAAUUUGAGGAUGUAAACAUUGUACGGCCAAAUGACUUCUACCAAUCCCGUGAUGCAGAUGGUGCCACAAAUUGGUGAUGCAGAUGGUGCCACAAAUUGGUGAGGCAGAUUGCGUUCGCAACAGUUCUUGUGCAACAAUGAUCUCUGUGACUUCUGGUUGUAUUACCAGUUGUUAGGUUUGUCUUGAAAACAAAGAAAACUGUUUUCUGCAACUUAGAUUAUUUGUCUGUAAGCUAGAAAGUUUUCUUUGUUUAGCUGAGUAAGAUAGAAGUUGAUCUAGAGCAGAGAGUGUCUUUUUUGUGACUUGUCCCGUGUAGUACUUUUGUGACCGUCAAUUGGGAUAAGUUUCCCUCCUAUCAUCUGGGGUAAUAAGAGGGGAUACAUUUUCCCCCAUUUUUUCCUCCAAGCAGGUGAUGUUCUGUUCAAUCUGUCAUUAUAUCCCCUACCCAAAAAUUGGCAAUCAAAAAUCAUUACCAAAAA
This is a messenger RNA of Rhododendron vialii, 881 nucleotides long. RefSeq names its product polyubiquitin 9. The record is from RefSeq and is a predicted model, not a curated record. NCBI's taxonomy places the organism in Eukaryota, Viridiplantae, Streptophyta, Magnoliopsida, Ericales, Ericaceae. The transcript has 5 exons. Gene Ontology annotation, molecular function: protein binding. The coding region runs from base 165 to 479 and encodes 104 amino acids.